Molecule: messenger RNA, 2089 nt
Organism: Mus pahari (shrew mouse)
Lineage: Eukaryota; Metazoa; Chordata; Mammalia; Rodentia; Muridae
Gene: Alg12
Product: ALG12 alpha-1,6-mannosyltransferase
Exons: 10
Coding region: 85-1545 (486 amino acids)
Biological process (GO): protein N-linked glycosylation
Cellular component (GO): endoplasmic reticulum membrane
Molecular function (GO): alpha-1,6-mannosyltransferase activity
Source: RefSeq, a predicted model, not a curated record
GCAGCCGGCUUCCUGCCGUGGGCAGUCUGCUCAGUUCCGAGGGGUCCUGCGGAGGGAAGAGGUGCAUGAAGUUUAAAGCUCUACAUGGCUGGCAAGAAGCCAUCGGGCAGACGGUCAUGGCCUCUUCUGGGGCUGCUGGUCACCGUGGCUACCAUCCACCUGGUUGCAUGUCCCUACACCAAGGUAGAAGAGAGCUUCAACCUUCAGGCCACACAUGAUCUUCUGUACCACCGGCUGGACAUAGACCAGUACGACCACCAUGAGUUUCCUGGAGUUGUCCCCAGGACAUUCCUCGGGCCGCUGGUGCUUGCAGCGUUCUCUAGCCCCGUGGUUUAUGUGCUCUCACUGUUGGAAGUAUCCAAAUUUUAUUCUCAGCUGAUAGUCAGAGGAAUCCUUGGGCUUGGUGUGAUUUUUGGACUCUGGACAUUACAAAAGGAAGUGAGACAGCAGUUCGGGGCCACGGUGGCUGCCAUGUUUUGCUGGAUAUCAGCCACACAGUUUCAUCUCAUGUUCUACUGUACGAGGACACUCCCCAAUGUGUUGGCCCUGGCUGUGGUCUUACCGGCCCUCACAGCCUGGCUGCAGCGGAGGUGGGCCCUGUUUGUCUGGCUCUCAGCCUUCGUCAUCAUUGGCUUCAGGGCUGAGCUGGCCAUGCUGCUGGGCAUUGCGCUGCUGCUGACCUUGUACCAAAGAAGACUGUCGCUGGCCAGAGUGCUCCGACACGCCAUCCCAGCGGGGCUUCUCUGUCUAGGGCUGACGGUUGCUGUGGACUCCUAUUUCUGGCGAUACCUUGUAUGGCCGGAAGGAGUGGUGCUUUGGUACAACACUGUCCUGAACAAAAGUUCCAACUGGGGCACUUCCCCACCCCUGUGGUAUUUCUACUCAGCCCUGCCCCGAGGCCUGGGCUGCAGCCUUCUAUUCAUACCCUUGGGUGCAGUGGACAGGAGGACCUAUGCACUGGCCCUGCCGAGCCUGGGGUUCGUGGCUUUAUACUCACUCCUCCCACACAAGGAGCUGCGGUUCAUCAUCUAUACCUUCCCUGUCCUCAACGUCGUGGCUGCCAGAGGCUGCACCUAUGUCCUGAAUAAAAAGCCUUGGCCAUACAAGGUGAGAGCUCUGCUGGUGAUAGGACAUAUCUUGGUGAAUGUGGCAUAUACAGCCACGUCCCUCUAUGUGUCUCAUUUCAACUACCCUGGUGGGGUUGCGAUGCAGCGGCUACAUGAGCUGGUGCCACCUCAGACAGAUGUCUUUCUACACAUUGAUGUGGCUGCUGCCCAGACAGGCGUGUCACGGUUUCUACAGGUCAACGAUGUCUGGAGGUAUGACAAGAACGAAGAUGUGGGAGCAGCAGCCAUGCUGAACUACACCCACAUCCUCAUGGAGGCAGUGCCUGGGCACCUGGCCCUCUACAGGGACACACAUCGAGUCCUGGCCAGCAUUGAGGGCACUACAGGUGUGAGCCUGAAUCUGAUGAAACUGCCACCCUUUGAUGUCAACCUGCAGACCAAGCUGGUACUUCUAGAGCGGCUGCUUAGGCCGGCCUGAGAGGACAGGAGACCUCCAGGAACAUUGGGUGUGGUCACCUUCUAACUCAGUGAAGACAAUUCAAGAAAAGAGCAAAAGCCAGGGACUUCCAACAUGCCCCUGGUGUUGGCCUACAUCAGGCUGAGCCGGGCCCUACAAUAGCCACACCUAAGGCACAGGGCCUGAGAAUGUGGAGCCUGCUCAAACCUGACUGCCAUGGUUAGGUGGCCCACAGACAGGAUUGUUUACAUUCAUACUGGGAACCAUUCAUAACUAAGGACAGUGAGUCAGGCUAGAACACCCUGGCACCCUAGCUCUGCGGUGACCCUCAGUGUAUGUUUCUUGCCCCUGAAAACCACACUUGUUGCCCAUGGCCUCAAGAGACCAUGAUAUAAACCAGGUCUUUACAGGACAGACAGACAGACAUACACAUACACAUACACCACCACCACCACCAAUUAUGGCAGCUGUUAUAGUCUGAGACAUGUUAUCUCCAUUUCAGAUUAAUUCUGAGGACAUACACAUGUUCAUAAAAGAAUGGAAAUAAAAAUUAUGUUUUCUUAUA